AUGUUCGCCAUCGGAUUAGCGGCCGGCUAUUUCCUUUAUCAGAGUGGUAUACUCCAAAAACUAACUGGGAAACUAUUUUCCAAAAAAGAAGCUGAUAACCCCAGACUAGUUCGCACGGAUAAGAAUGGCACUACUUACUGGAAAUUCAAAGCAAGAAAUAAGAAGCAAGUCAUUAAAGAAAAUAACCCUCAAUCCAGCCCAGUAAUGGAUAAUAUUCAGAAAUUUCAGCAACGGCAAGCCCAAACUGAACAAAGACCAAACCUGGUCGAAAACCAAUUAAAAAAUUAUGGAAAUAACUCUAACGCAAUCGGUGAUUUAAAUGGUAGUUUAUCAACCUUAAAGCCUGAUAAUUCCGAAACUACUAAACUAAUUACUUACGCCCUAGUUGCUACGGCAAUUGUCGGAAUCUUUGGAGCCCUCAAUAACUUUUAUGAUGAGAAAUUAAAAGAUACUAUUGAAAACAAAAGCACCGAGUAUAAGAAUUUAGCCAGUGAUUUUAUUGCUAAAAGUUUAAACUAUCAAAAAGCUAUGUUAGCGAUUGGCUUGGGAAUUUUCCUGUUAUUGGCUCUGGCCUAUUUCUGA
Messenger RNA from Ambispora leptoticha, 582 nucleotides. The record is from the annotation of a GenBank genome assembly. NCBI's taxonomy places the organism in Eukaryota, Fungi, Glomeromycota, Glomeromycetes, Archaeosporales, Ambisporaceae.